AUGCCUUUCAAGUCACCGUACCCGCGCCUCGAUAUCCCGCGAACCGAUAUACUAACGUACCUCUUUCCGCCAAACACGACUCCUUCUGAUACACCGUUAUGGCUCGAUUCCAGCAACCCACGGCAUUCUCUCAGUCCGAGACAGCUUCUGCUCUGGGUCAAGAGGCUCGCCGUGGGCUUGGAUAAGAUUGGCGUGAAGUCUGGAGAAGUGGUUAUGAUACACACGCCAAAUCACAUCUUUGUGCCGGUUGCGUAUCUGGGCAUUGUAGGUUCAGGGCGGGUUUUCAGCGGAGCAAACCCCGUAUACACCGCUUCAGAAAUGGUGCAUCAAAUAAAAACUACGGGUGCGACAGUCAUACUGUCCCAUCCAACCCUAGCGAAGACAGCCGUCGCCGCUGCUCAAAAAGCGGGACUGCCUGAGGGCCACGUAUUCCUGUUCUCGGACGAAGAGAAUGCUCCCAUGGAUGGUGUCAAGGACUGGCGAAGUAUGCUUGGAACGGCGGAAGAAGGCGAGAGAUACUCAUGGCAUCGCAUGUCCGAGGAAGAAGCUUUGCAAACAGUAGCAACCGUGAAUUUCUCGUCAGGCACUACUGGGUUACCGAAGGGCGUUAGUAUCAGCCACGCGAACCUAAUUGCGAAUAUCGAGCAGACCAUCGUUAUGCGCUACGAUCGGAGACCCUAUGGAGCCCACAACAAGCCACCCGAACGCUGGAUUGGAUUUCUGCCACUCUACCAUGCUUAUGGCCAAUGCUAUACAAUCCUCAUGAACGUCAAGCUACAGGUGCCCGUGUACGUUAUGAAGGCGUUCGUCUACGAAGACUUUCUCCGUGUGAUCCAGACAUACAAGAUCACUGAUCUACAAGUGGCGCCGCCGAUAUUGGUAAUGCUGGACAAACGGCCGGAGACCGUGAAGUACGAUUUAAGCAGCGUCAAGCACAUUCUUUGCGGCGCAGCACCGCUAUCUAAGGAGCUCCAGAACAGUGUAUCAAGAAGGUUCAACGUCGUCGUCUGCCAAGGCUGGGGUAUGACAGAGGUUACAUGCAGUGGUCAUCAUGUUCCUGGAGGUAUAGAUGAUGAUUCCGGCAGUGUUGGCUUGCUCAAUCCAAACACUGAGUGCAUGCUGUUAGACGACGAUGGCAAAGAGGUGGCUCCAGGUCAGCCUGGCGAGAUGUACGUUCGUGGCCCACAGGUCUGCCUUGGAUAUUGGAGAAACGAGCAAGCGACGAAGGAGGCUCUCAGCCCUGACGGGUGGUUAAAGACGGGCGAUGUUGCUGUCGUCAAGAAUGACUGGUUCUGGAUUGUUGACCGCAAAAAGGAGUUGAUCAAAGUGAAUGCCUUGCAAGUCGCACCUGCCGAGCUCGAGGCUGUAUUACUUGAACAUGACGAGGUAGCGGACGCAGCCGUUUGCGGCAUCACACUGCACGGUGAGGAGUGGCCCAGAGCUUACAUCCACCUGAAGGACACCGCUAAAGGCAGCCUCACGGAAGAGAGGAUACACGCAUGGAUGAAGGAGAAAGUUGCUAAGCACAAGCAACUAGUCGGUGGGAUCAUGUUUGUCGACGAAGUACCGAAGCUUGCCAGCGGGAAGAUCAUGCGUAAAAUCAUUAGGGAAUGGGCCAAACGCGAUGCAGUGGCACUCGAGGGCAAAGUCAAAGCCAGGCUGUGA
Molecule: messenger RNA, 1665 nt
Organism: Coniosporium apollinis CBS 100218
Lineage: Eukaryota; Fungi; Ascomycota; Dothideomycetes
Exons: 5
Coding region: 1-1665 (554 amino acids)
Biological process (GO): secondary metabolic process
Molecular function (GO): CoA-ligase activity
Source: RefSeq, a predicted model, not a curated record